Molecule: messenger RNA, 9008 nt
Organism: Polyodon spathula (Mississippi paddlefish)
Lineage: Eukaryota; Metazoa; Chordata; Actinopteri; Acipenseriformes; Polyodontidae
Product: oxysterol-binding protein 2-like
Exons: 16
Coding region: 133-2511 (792 amino acids)
Cellular component (GO): cytosol; intracellular membrane-bounded organelle; membrane
Molecular function (GO): cholesterol binding
Source: RefSeq, a predicted model, not a curated record
GGGGGCGCGGUUAUGUAUCAGGGACCUUCCUGCCAUCUUCACGGUCCUCGGCGAGUAGUUUAUGGGAAAGCUGCUUCGGCGGGAUAGUCUUAGUUCCCACCGCGGUGCCCCGUUUAUCGUGCAAACCCCAGUAUGUCAGACAGGAGGAUGAGCGACCCGGUUAAAAACGUCGCUUCCAGUACGGCAUCAGCGGUUCCAGUAGGGGCCACUGCCCCCUGCUCUGACACUUACAAAGGCUGGCUUUUUAAAUGGACAAACUACAUAAAGGGGUACCAGCGCCGAUGGUUCGUUCUAAGCAACGGCCUGCUAUCAUAUUACAGAUCUAUGGAUUUAUGUUUCCUGGAGAUUUGUGGCCAUGAGAAUUCCAGGACGCAAGCUGAGAUGGCCCACACUUGUCGAGGCACCAUUAACCUGGCCAUGGCUCACAUCGACACGGAGGACUCGUGCAACAUCGUACUGACCAGCGGGGGCCGCUCCUACCACCUGAAGGCAAGUUCGGAGGUGGAGAGGCAGAGAUGGGUCACAGCCCUGGAGUUAGCAAAGGCAAAAGCCAUUGGAAUGAUGCACGAACAGUCAGAUGACUCAGGGGAUGAGGAGUCCACCUCUCAGUCAGAUAAGAGUGAGAUCCACAGCACCCUGAAAACCCUCUCCAGCAAGCUCGAGGAUCUGAGCACCUGCAACGACCUCAUCGGCAAGCAUGGGGCAGCCCUGCAGAGAUCCCUGAGCGAGCUGGAGAGCCUGAAGAUCCCUACCGAGAGCGGAGACAAGAUCAAAUCAGUCCACGAGAGAGCCACCCUCUUCAGGAUCACCUCCAAUGCUAUGAUCAAUGCAUGCCGUGAUUUCCUGGAGCUAGCAGAGACCCACAGUCGGAAAUGGCAGCGAGCGUUGCAGUAUGAGCGUGAGCAGAGGAUCCGUCUGGAGGAGACCAUCGAGCAACUAGCAAAGCAGCACAACAGCCUGGAGCGAGCCUGCAGGCAAGCGCCUGCUCUGACCAACACCCCAGCCAUCUCCAACACUGCCACAGAGUGUGUGCGACCUUUGAAAGGGGAAGCGAGUGACGAAGAUGAAGAGACUGAGUAUUUUGAUGCCAUGGAGGAUGCGCCAGCCUUUAUCACAGUAGCAGCGGACCACAAACAGCACAGACAUUUAGGGAGCAAUCAAAGCGAGGCCAGUGGAGGACAGCCCAACGAUUGGAACCUGGAGGAUCAUGUGUUAGACUGUCAGCACCAGGCUGGCUGUAAUGAAUCAGCUAUGAGGGAAGUCAUGCCGAGAAAGAAGAGGCGGACCCGCAUCCCUGACAAGCCCAACUACAGCCUGAACCUGUGGAGCAUCAUGAAGAACUGCAUCGGCAAGGAGCUCUCCAAGAUCCCCAUGCCAGUGAAUUUCAAUGAGCCGCUGUCCAUGCUCCAGAGGCUGACGGAAGACAUGGAGUACCACGACUUGCUGGACAAGGCUGCCAAGUGUGAGAGCAGCAUGGAGCAGAUGUGCUACGUGGCUGCGUUCUCCGUGUCCUCCUACUCCACCACGGUGCACCGCACAGCCAAGCCCUUCAACCCCCUGCUGGGGGAGACCUACGAGCUGGACCGGCUGGAGGAGCAGGGCUACCGCUCCCUGUGUGAGCAGGUGAGCCACCACCCACCUGCGGCAGCGCACCACGUGUACUCAAAGAGAGGCUGGACGCUGCGACAGGAGAUCACCAUCGCUAGCAAGUUCCGCGGGAAAUACCUCUCCAUCAUGCCACUGGGUGCCAUUCAUUUGCAGUUCCACUCCAGCGGAAACCAUUAUGUUUGGAGGAAAGUCACCUCUACCGUGCACAACAUCAUUGUGGGCAAGCUCUGGAUCGAUCAGUCGGGGGAUAUAGACAUAGUUAAUCAUAAAACCAAGGAAACCUGCCAGCUCAAGUUCUCGCCCUACAGCUACUUCUCCAGGGACGUCGCCAGAAAGGUAACAGGCGUGGUGACGGACGGAGAUUCGAAGGCGCACUACAUCCUCUCAGGCACGUGGGAUGAUAAGCUGGAGUAUUCGAAAAUCGUGCAGAGCAGUAAAGGGAACAGCAGCUCCGAGGGCAAGCAAAAGACAGUGUACCAGACCCUGCCGUCCAAACUGCUCUGGGAGAAAUACCCACUCCCGGAGAAUGCUGAGAACAUGUACCACUUCUCCGAGCUGGCUCUCACCCUGAACGAGCCCGAGGAGGGGGUGUGUCCGACGGACAGCCGGCGGCGGCCGGACCAGCGGCUCAUGGAGAGCGGGCGCUGGGACGAAGCCAACGUGGAGAAGCAGCGUCUGGAGGAGAAGCAGAGAGCCGUGCGGCGCAGGAGAGAGGCAGAGGCUGUGGAGGCUCAGGAUGAUGAGUCUGAAUAUGACUCGGGCAAAGAAUACGAAGGCUAUCAACCACUAUGGUUUGAGAAGAAGGUGGACCCCAUAUCUCGGGAGACUGCUUUUGUAUAUAAGGGGGGUUACUGGGAGGCAAAAGAGAAAAAGGAUUGGAAGAAGUGCCCUGAUAUAUUCUGAGGAAACAGAGACAGAUGGACCUCGAAAACCUCUAUUUCAGCAAUAGAAAAGAGAAAAAGAGUGAGGAAAUGCAUAUAAAUAUCUUUAUCUAUCUAGACUGCACUGGAGCCCAAACUACUCACAACCGCCAGACUCCUUGGUGUGUGACACUAACCAAGCAAAGUAACGACCACUUGCUGCGACUACAGUGAUCUACAAUGUGUAACCCUCUGAAAGAAACACAGGCAGAGAAAGGAGAGAAAAACAGUGGUGGCAUUUGAUAGCAAUCCAGUGACAGCAGUGACGCGUAAACACAAGUGUAAUGUCCGGUACAGGGUUAAUUAGAGAAUUUCUGUUGUCGCAGGGUGUGCUUCAAAUAAUACAGCCUCUGAGCUUUUUCUGAUGAUCAUUUCUAAAACUAAACAUUUUCUUUUUUAAUUGUACAGGUUUGAAAGAUGGUCUUAAAUAGCUUAUUAAGAUUCUCUUUGUAUGUCAUUGUCCGUUUAUCGAUACAUCAAGGUGACUUUUUAAAUCACCCCCCUGUGAAACCAAUAGAGUUCUCAAACAUGUCUUAUCUCUAAGUACAGCUGGUACACCAGAGUGUAACCAUUAACCUGUUCACCGGCCACACUCCCUGUGAUUGGCUCAAAUGCAGUAAAUGUUCUAUCCACAGGUGUUGCACGGAAUCAAUUAAUGGUAACAUUUUGAGAUGAGACAUGUUUCUAAAAGCUCUGUUGAAGCUGCAGGGAUGCUUUUAAAAGAGUUUUAAAAAGUGACCAGGAUGUGAUGAGUGAAACAGAAAAUGAUAUACAAAGUGAUUCUAAACAACAACAAUAACACAGAUAUUGAUAACUGUAAUAUUUAGUGGACUGGUCCAUAUAACAGUGAAUUAUCUAAAGGUUGUGUAUGCUAUUACACAAACUAUAUCAAAUGGUCAUAAAAUAAGGAAUGGGUCAUGAAUUCAAAAUAGUAAUACUAAGGCAGAAUGAAUCAGUAAAUAAGGUAUGAUUUGUGAACUGUAUGUAAAGGCCACAUACAGGAUACUUUAUCUUUUGCUGUUUUAGCAGUGUGUGUGGUAUAAAGUUGAAUCAGGAAUGUUACUUUGCUGUCAUGCUGUGUCAAGACACUGCAAGCAAACAAAUGCCACCAGUGUAGCUUCUUUGAAGGUACCUUCUCAAGGGACUUAAUGGAAACAAUACCUUUAAAAAACAGAGCAAUUAGUAAGCCGGAAAGGGUACAGUAUGUGUCUUUUUCCAGUAGGUCCUGGACUUUUAAAAGACAAUCAAUACCGCUCUGUCAAACUGAAAUGAAGGAUCUGGUGCUUAACACCUUCUCUCCGAGUUCCCAGAGGAAAGAAAGCUCUGGGAAAGUAUACAGCAAGCUCAUUUGAAUUGGAAGAUUGAAGGUAAUUUUGAGAGAGGUCAUCAGGUGGCACAACACCAAAAAUAUGCUUGAAAGAAUUAAAAGAUUGGGGGUUCCUGAGUGGCUGACCUGGUCAGGGCACGGCCGUGUGGUGUGCAGGGCAAGUCAUAUACUCUAGGGAGUGUAGAUUAGUGUCUUGGCUCGGUAUGCUGUUGUCCACUGAGUUCAAACGGACCUGCCAUUUGUCCUCCAGGGUUAUUUUGAUAAAACAAUACAAAGUUGGCAUUUCAUCCAAUGCCAUUAACACAGGACACACUGAUGUUCUUUAGUGCAGCUUCAGCGAAUUGAUUGACAAAGAACCGAAGCUGCGUUUUGCCCAUCAGAUGUUGGUUCUUAUUAAUUUGUGAUUUAUUAGAUUUGAAUUAGCCACCAGUGCAGCAUUAAGACAACAUGUGAAAGCCUUCCUUUGAAAAACACCAAGCAGGUGCCAUUCGCUUCCUGAUGACGUCAAAAGCCAAAUUAGAGAAGGGGUUCAGAACUGGCUAGAUGGUAUUAUUGGAACAACUAAGAGCCUCAGUCAUGGUUCACAUGAUUGCUGCUAACGGCAGUCAACACACAAGUAUUUACAUUACAAAAGUAAAUCUCGGAUCAGGCAUUGUACUGUAACAUCAAAUACCAAUAAGUUAUCCAAAAUAUUAUAAAUGAUAUGAGAACUAUACCAAUUACUGUAUUCUAAUCCUGUGCAUGGAUGAACAGCUCAAAACUGGCGUCUAAAAAAAUGCCCUUUCAUGUUUAAUAGUAGUUCCUGGCCACAAUGUUGUUUUUUGUGAUUUAUGGUGUAAUUUAAGAGGUGUCAUUUCACACAGUUUGAAUGGACAGAACCUCUCACCCAAACAGCAUGAUGUCUCCUAUGCAAUAAGAGACACGCUACACACUCUACAAAAGGUUUUAUUCAUUUCUUAAAUGAUACAUUAUGAAAUUUUGUGGCAUUUUUAAAUACAUGUUUUUAAUGCCGAUUAUAUAAUUCCAUAAGGAACAUGGUCAAAGUAGCUUAACUGUGCUUCAAAGAUACCCAUUUAAGACUGGUGAUACGCUUUUCCAGUUUAAAUAUGUGUUAAACAUCAGGUAGCAGCAAUUACAUCUGCUUAGGCAGGCUGUGACUGAGGAAUCCCUUGUACUCUAAAAAGGAAUUCUCCACUAGACUGGUGCAGUUUAGGAAAUGACACAUCCUCUACUUCUGUGAGUCUGGAAGCAGGUGUCUGUAUAACAUCUACCUGUGGCAGCACAUCCAUAGCUUUUUAAAAUAUAUCAUUGCUGGUACUGGAAACAGGUAUAGAAAGUCACUGGGUUAAAAAUUCCUACCACUCAGCUGCUCCUGUGAAUAUGUUGUGAAGAAAAUAAAAUUCAAUAAAAACUGUAUAUAGUGCAAUUGUUUUAAACAAAAAACAAAUUGUAAAUUUGCAUUUAAAAAAAAACAACAACUUUCAACUUAUCAGAAUAGAAUCUAGUAACCGUCACCUUGGUGUGAUUUGCUUUUUUAUUUAUUUUUUUAAUAUAAUUUGUAUAAUACAUUAUUGUUCUUCUUGGGCGUAAUCUUCCAAGGUGACUGAUUUUAAUGAACAAAACUUCCAGUUUGGUCUAUGUGAAAAAAUGAACUUGUCUUCAUUUCAUUUAAAGAGCAACUUGGUGCAGGUAUGGAGUAUCACAGAUAUCUUCACUCACUGAUUGCUGUUUCAAUUUGAAGAUCGUUUUCUGUUUCAGUCAUGGCAUCUAUUUCCCAAAAGUUUAAGGCACCCCUGUGGCUUCAACAGAGCUCUCAGAAUCAUGUCUACCCAGCUGGUUGAAUGUAACUCUUCACCUGUUCAAAUACCACCCCUUUGCAUUGAGUAAAACAAUAUUAAGUAGACAGACAUUUAAUCUGAUGCCAUUACCACUGAGCAAAUGUAUUUUUGACUGUGUCUUUAGUGAAGUGAUUCACAUUGAACCAAAGCUAUGUUUUGCCCGUCAGGUGACCUUUACAAAAAUCGGUGUCAGAAAAAACAACAUCAUGAUGGUUCUUACCAUUACACAGACUGGUGCAAAACUGUUAACUUUGUAAUUUAAAGUUAUUAUCUAGUGUUUGAAAUGUGGAUGUAUUGGAAAGGUGACACCAUUAUUUGUAAAUUCAGUUUAUCAAUAAUGUGAGGUGUGCAGAAUUGGAUAAUGCAUUUUCUUAUGUCUGGUAGUUCGCUACAGUCUGUGAAUUUCAAAUCUGUGUCUGAAACUGAAGUCUGGUAUGCUUUUUUCUAUAAAAGUGUACUAAUUCCAUGCUCAUUAAGACACAUGAAAUUGAAGUCUUGCCUAGGGAAAAUAUAAAAUGGUGGUUCCAAUGGUAACUAUUUUCUGCAUUUUAUGUAGCAAAAACAGCAGCAAAAUGCCAAAGUUCCUCUGGUAAUAAAAAUAUAAACAGCAUGUUAGAUUUUGUCAGGAUGCAUGAUAUGGAUGUAUAUAAACUGUAGCGAACAACUCCAUGCAUAAACCCAAAACCUGAAAGUGCUUAGGAUAUACACAGAAUGAUCAGAUAGAACUGUACAUAGCUCAGCUUCCAUACAAAACCCUUCAACUGUGCUCAUGGGUCUUCUUAACUAAUAAUUAUAAUAAUCUAAUGGGGUUUUAGCUUUGCUUUCUGUCUUUAUCAAAGCUUUUAUUAGUUAUAUGAAUUAUUUGAUCUUUGACGCUUCUUUGUAAUCAAGGUAAAAUGAUGAAGACAGAUUUUUUUCUGUCUGAAUUUUAUAUCUUAAAGGUUUUACCAUCAUGAACUUCUGCUGUUUGACGUAACCCUUUAGUGCCUAAUGAAAACAUUGUGUACAUUUUUUACAGUUGUUUUCCCCCAGUCUGCCAGUGUAAAACUGGUGCUUAGUGUUCACAAAAUGUGUAAAAUCAUUCUACUUUCCUCGACUCUCACUAGGUGACAGUUUGUUCAACAGGUUACAAAUGGGGUUUGGAACUUGUGUGUGUGUGUUUUUUUGUUGUUUGUUUUUAAUAAGCCUGUAUUAAGGUAUCAAUUCACCUUGAGUUCAGGGGCUGCUCUUGUUCUAUUUGCCUGCUGCAUGCAAUAUAAAGAGCAGGGUAUUUAUAUAAGUGAGUGCGUGCACCAUCGAGCGCUGUGUAUUGCCAGCAAUGGAAAAGCAAAUUGAGCCAAAGUAACAGAACAUUAGAUGGUACAUUGGCUAAUCUAGCAACUCUAAAUAUACAAAUAAUAAUGAAAACAAAACAUUAAGUAUAACAAGAACUACCUGGAAUGAUUGCAAACAUCAACACAACCUGAACAGAUAUAUAAAAUGAUCAGUUCCAUUUGAAACUACUUACAUUAACCUUCUGAAUGGCAAACACCUUGUAAAUAUGGCCCAGAAUGUACAAAUGUGAAGAUCAAAUCAAAUUAUUACAAUGUAACAAAUGUCUUGUACACGUCUUGGGCAUUAAAGGGUUCACUCAAGGAGAAGCAGCAGUACACUACAUAUCCACGAAGACUUGAAAACAGAAGAGACAUAUUAACAGGUGAAUCACUUCCGUGCUAUUGCCAGACCAGUGGGAAGUGUUCACCAGAUGUUUGCCCUAUCGGUAAUAACCUCUUAAUAGUUUCUAAUGGAGUUUAUAUUUUAUUGUUUUAUUUUGUUUCCUUUUAAUUUAUACAAACUUCUUUAAAAAAAAAUAAAAUAAAGUUUUGUUGACUAUGGAGCAUAUUGUAGUUCUUAGAAGUGUGCAAAAAUGGAUGCUUUAUAUUUUAUAUAUACAAAAACAGUUUAAAAUUAAUUAUCGGACAUGGGAGAGAGUGAUGUAAAGAUACACUAAUCUCGCAUGCAAUGGUCCUGGUGGGCUACUUGUGUCAAACUUAAGGUCCAAAGAUAAUUUGAUGAUGUGACUAUUUUGUUAAAAGACAAAAAAUAAGUGAGUUAGGGAAAGCAUGUAUUCAUACCAACUAUAAAAAACACACAUUUCUCAUUCAAGAACCAUUUAGUGAACUACAGCAAUGGAUGUGCUUUCGGUCCUGUAUCAUGAUACAUACUGUAGGAUACACGAAAUCUCGUUAAGAAACUAUCACGAUUCAUCUAUAGACAAUGAGCCGUUCCUCCCCUAAUGGGAGAGUCUCCACCCAUCCUCUCUACGAGGAUUUGAUUAUGGAAGGUAUUCGUCUUCAGGGUGUAGACUGAGACAGAAAGACAAGAUCAAUGCAUAAAGGUUCACAUUUUUGAAUGACCCUAAACUUUUUUCAAAUUAUGAAUUGUAUUAGUAAAUUUGCAAAUCCCUCAUAUGCAAAUGGUAUCCUUAACUACUCUGUUAUAUGAGCUGUUUGCAUAUUUUCUGUGUAGGGUUGUGUAGGUGGUAUUGUGAAUCCUUUUCCCACAAGAGAUGAAUUAUAUCAUCAAAGAGUAAGCAGGUUUGCUCAGCAAUAUUGCAGUUUACUGGCACUGUUGAUGCCACCUGUCUUCAUUAUAUUUUAGGAGGAAAAAAAAAAAAAAAAUUUAAAUUUUCUUUGCCCAACAUUUCAAUUUUACACUGAAUUUUUCUGAUCUUUGACGAAAUAGUUUGUGAAGAAGAAUAUAUUGAAAAGAUCUGUACGAUUGAUAUGGGUUAUGUAAUGUUUCUAAAACCCUGAAAAUAAGUCACUACCUCAAAUGGCCUCUUAGAGCUGAGGCUUUUGAAGCGUGAUGUCAGCUUUUUAAAUCACCACCACAAAACAGUUCAUUGUUCUAUAUGAUCCUCAUGAUCGAACUUGACCACAGUAUGUCAGCCGUCUUUGGUCAAGGUCAAUGUGAAUAACAUUGAAAAUAUGAAGCUGGCUCAUCAAGUAGUUUGUGCCAGUUUUUAAAAACCCUGUGCCAGCAGCAGAAUGGCAAUGACAUAUUCCCCUCACAGAAAUGCUUAUGAACUCAAUGGGAUUCAUGACACAGCCCUGCCAAAACCCUGAAAAACAUGCAUUAUAAAAUAGAUACAUGAAUAGGAAACAUGGUAGAAUUAUGCACACCGUAACCCAAUGAGUUUUAUUAAAUAUAAUACCUCUGUGCCAAAGUGUUUAUUGUUUGAUUGUUUUGCAUGAAUCUGUGUAUUAUCUACCAUAAAGAAAGUUGUUGAUUAUAUACUGUAGUUUAUUUACAACCUCAAAGCUAAGCUGUAGA